This is a messenger RNA of Oldenlandia corymbosa var. corymbosa, 1432 nucleotides long. The record is from the annotation of a GenBank genome assembly. NCBI's taxonomy places the organism in Eukaryota, Viridiplantae, Streptophyta, Magnoliopsida, Gentianales, Rubiaceae.
CAUUCCAACAUGUCAACCAGAUAGAUUUACAUAGAUGGAAAAAAUCACAGCUAGUAUUUGAUGUCAAUUGGUCCCUUUUUUUUUUUUCCUAUUCUAUUUUGCCAGGGGAAAAUAAAAACAGUAGUUCUACUUGGGUGAUUUUUCUUAUACCAGUAUAAAUUGGCAGGCCAUGUCCUCCUACUAAGCAGCAAGCUUGCAAUAACUCCUCAUUGGUUAGAAGUUGAGAUCUUCCAGUCUCACCAUUCCAAGAAGUUUUGAAGAUGAAUGGUUCCAUCUCUUCCGUAUCAUUACAUGGUCAAAGCAAUAUUGUAAGGAGAUUGGAAGGCAAAGUUGCUAUUAUCACCGGCGGAGCAAGUGGUUUCGGCGAGAGCACCGCCCGUCUUUUCUUACAAAACGGAGCCAAAGUGAUUAUUGCCGAUGUCCAAGACAAAUUAGGCCAAUCCCUCUGCCAAGAACUCAAGCACUCCACCGGAAACCAAGACGUCACGUACGUCCAUUGCGAUGUCACAAGCGAUUCGGACGUGAAAAACCUCGUCGAUGUGGCAAUGUCCGAGUACGGGAAACUCGACAUCAUGUACAACAACGCCGGAAUCCCGGGUAACCUAGAUUUCACAAUUUCCGACGCCGACAACGAGAACUUCAAACGGGUUUUCGACGUGAACGUUUACGGUGGAUUUCUGGGUGCCAAAUACGCUGCAAAGGUAAUGAUCCCGGCGAGAAGUGGGGUCAUCCUUUUUACUUCGAGCCUGGCUUCGGUUUGCUGCGGCGAGUCUCCGCAUUCGUACACGGUUUCCAAGCAUGCAAUUGUUGGGUUGACUAAAAAUUUGUGCGUUGAAUUGGGUCAAUACGGGAUUAGAGUAAAUUGCAUAUCUCCGUGCGCCGUUGCGACGCCGUUGCUUAGGAAUGCGACGGGGUUGGAGAAGAGUGCGGUGGAGGAUAUCAUUUGUGCGUCGGCGACGCUGAAAGGGGUGGUGCCGACAUCGGAGGAUGUGGCGGAGGCGGCGUUGUAUUUGUGUAGCGAUGCGGGCAAGUUUGUAAGUGGAGUCAACCACAUUAUAGAUGGAGGGUAUAGCAUCACCAACCAGUCCUACAUAACUAUCUUAAAGAGUCUUGCUCCUUAAUUAGAACUCUGAAAGGUUAUAGUAAUAUGCAGUCUUUCUGCAGAGAAAUUGGUCUCUCUUUGAUUUUUUGGGUGGGAAUGCUAAAAGCAUUUUUGAUAUACCUCAGUUGCUACAAGUCAUAUCAUCUGUUUAUCAGUUUUGCUCAAAGUGGAUGUAUACUUUUUAUUAUUGUUUUCAAUAUUCCCUUUUUUUGAGUACCAUCUGCAAUCUCUAUUUUCAAUUGCCUCUGUUUGCGUGCGUGUUUUUCAGAAGGGCAAAAAAAUACUAAUAGUAAAAUAAAAAUUACGUAGGACUUCAAUCAUGAAUGCUUG